AUGGAGACAGUCAAUAAAUACGUCAACGCUGCUUCGACGGCUGCUUCAACUGCCCUCUGGGGCGAGAACCCGUCUACUAGCGCUCAACAAGCUGCACAGCAGCACGGCGAAGAGCCCAUCUCUGGUAUUCAGGGCAAAGGACUCGCCACAGAUCCCUAUGAUGCCGGCAAUCGUGAGGACCAACCCGGUGCAAUUGCGACAGAAGCCAACACUGCCAUCCAACUCCCCAUCGUAGAUGGCAAGCGGCAAGACCCCCAAGGAGGCAUCUUCACAACCCACCCAGACCCAUCCACAGGAGCCAAGUCGACCGACAAUCUAAACACCACCAUUACCACUGGCGGCGCUGCUAGCAUCGAGACCUCCAGCAGCAUUAGUCCCAGAACCAGCAUCGCGCAGCCCAUUUCCAGCGGCUGCACGGAAUCUCUUGCCAGCAGCAACGGCACUGAGAAUGAGCAGCGCAGCACCGCGCAGCCCGUUUCCAGCGCGUCCACGAAAUCUCUUGCCAGCAGCAACGACACUGAGAAAGAGCAGCGCAGCACCGCGCAGCCCGUUUCCAGCGGCUCCACGGAACCGAUUUCUGGUAACAACGAUACCGAGAAGGAGCAGCGCAGCACCUCGCAAGCUGGAGAGGGUGAAAGCAGUGAAGCGCCGCACCCACCGCGCCCCCAGGAUGUGAGCAAAGAGGCGCUUGAGGGCCCGCAGGGUCCGGCGCCGAGGCCUGCAGAGGAAUUCGAGAAUGAGUCGCAGGGGAAGAAGGGUGGUAAGAAUAGUGAUAUUGAAAAGAUCUUCUCGAGUGAGUCUAAGGAUAGCGCGAACAGUAACAAGUCUCCUACUGGCAGUAAUAAGUCUGGGACCGAUUCACAUAAAAGCGGAAAGCAAGGGACUAUGUCGAAGGUUAAGGAGAGCGUCAAGAAGCAUCUCCAUCAUUCGAGCUCCUAA
This is a messenger RNA of Penicillium paradoxum, 939 nucleotides long. RefSeq lists its product as uncharacterized. The record is from RefSeq and is a predicted model, not a curated record. The transcript has 3 exons. Bases 1 to 939 code for a protein of 312 amino acids. NCBI's taxonomy places the organism in Eukaryota, Fungi, Ascomycota, Eurotiomycetes, Eurotiales, Aspergillaceae.